Molecule: messenger RNA, 1078 nt
Organism: Hymenoscyphus albidus
Lineage: Eukaryota; Fungi; Ascomycota; Leotiomycetes; Helotiales; Helotiaceae
Source: the annotation of a GenBank genome assembly
AUGCCGAGGGAGUUUUUUGCUACUAAAGCUUGGCGUGGCCGAUUAGUUCCGCCGUUGAUUGACGACGACGACCUUUGCGACGAGAGUAUCACCAACGUCAUUGUCAGCUCGCCUUCUACCCCUACGAAAGGAAGAUAUACAGAAUUCCCACUCCAUUACGCUACGCAAGACGCUAUAUCCAGGAUGUUGGCACAGAGAACGAUUCAGCAAUCGCUGCGAAGAGGUAGGCGCCCCAGCUCAAGCCUGAAGAAAUGUGGGACGGCAUAUAGCAGACUUGGCGACUAUACGAGGGGCAGACGAUCACAGAAGCAACGAGGGUAUAUAUGAGUAUGUAUGAGGAUAUAUGCUAACGUACUGGGCGAUAGUAGCAGCAGGUGGUUAUGGUUCCUCACAACAGCUUGCCCUUUCAAAAUUCGCCAUCGCACCUCUAUCAAUCUCCAAGAUUCAGAAUCGGUACGCCCCCCCAUAUCACACCCCCCUCUGCGCUAUACAUAACUAACCCCCCUUCAAGCCAUGCAGCAACAUCUCCUGGCCUCACACCCGCCGACUCAUAUAAGAUCCUAGUAGAGCAACGAAAAAACCGGCCCGUAUCCCCACAUCUCGCCAUCUACCAACCACAAAUCCCAUGGAUCCUAUCGAUUACACAUCGUAUAACUGGUAGUAUUCUCAGCGGUGGAUUCUACAUCUUCGGAAGCGCGUACUUGGUUGCGCCAGUGUUAGGAUGGGACUUGAGUUCAGCGGCGAUGGCUGCUUCAUUUGGGGCUUGGUGAGUUCCUAUACGUUUAUAUCCCUUGGACUGGCAUUAAUUAGAACAGGCCCCUCUUAGCAAAAGUAUGCGCCAAGUUUCUCGUCGCGUUGCCAUUUACUUUCCACUCCUUCAACGGGAUCAGACAUUUGGCUUGGGAUUCUGCUGUGGGAUUCGGCAAACUGACUGUUAUCAAGACUGGAUGGGCUUGUGUUGGUGUCAGUCUUGUUUCUGCUCUGGGAUUGGCUUUCUUCGUUUAGAGACAGCUUUGGGGUAUGAAUGGGUGGAAAUUGUAUUAUUCAUAGGGAUGGAGAGGGCAUGGGUUGCGGCAAC